AUGCUUUUCAUAGGCAAUCUCGUCUACGUCCUCUGCCUCCUCACAAACGCCCUCGCCAUCCUCUCCGACGACCGCUUCCUUGCACGCAUCGGCCUCUCCACAUCCACAUACGACCCUGCCUUUGGCGCCGGCGCAGAUGCCAACAGCGUCAAGGCCAAACUAGUCGCUCUCAUCGCCAGUGUCCGCAUGGUUAUGCGACCGCCAUUGAUCAUAGUCAACACGUUGAUCAUCCUUUACGAACUGGUCCUGGGCUAG
Trichoderma aggressivum f. europaeum is the source of this 255-nucleotide messenger RNA. RefSeq lists its product as uncharacterized. Gene Ontology annotation, biological process: endoplasmic reticulum to Golgi vesicle-mediated transport. The coding region runs from base 1 to 255 and encodes 84 amino acids. The record is from RefSeq and is a predicted model, not a curated record. The transcript is spliced from 2 exons. Gene Ontology annotation, cellular component: endoplasmic reticulum membrane; COPII-coated ER to Golgi transport vesicle; Golgi membrane. NCBI's taxonomy places the organism in Eukaryota, Fungi, Ascomycota, Sordariomycetes, Hypocreales, Hypocreaceae.